Messenger RNA from Aphanomyces astaci, 1782 nucleotides. RefSeq lists its product as hypothetical. The coding region runs from base 15 to 1679 and encodes 554 amino acids. Gene Ontology annotation, molecular function: 1,3-beta-glucanosyltransferase activity. Gene Ontology annotation, cellular component: cell wall. Gene Ontology annotation, biological process: cell wall (1->3)-beta-D-glucan biosynthetic process. The transcript has 3 exons. The record is from RefSeq and is a predicted model, not a curated record. NCBI's taxonomy places the organism in Eukaryota, Oomycota, Saprolegniomycetes, Saprolegniales, Verrucalvaceae.
GCAAAAACUAGACGAUGGCACGAAGUUCGCUCUUGGUAUGUGCGCUCGUGGCGGCUGUGUGUUGCUCAGUGCAGGCCCUGGACCCGAUCGUCGUUCGCGGCAACUACAUGUACAACUCGGUCACUGGGGACCGGUUCAUCAUGCGCGGGAUCACGUACGAAUACGACGUGAGCAAUGACAACUUCGAGAAAAACAGCAAAGAAGCCAUCGACCGCGCCGUUAAGGACUUUGCUGGCACGCUCAACACGCUUCGCAUCUACCAGGUCAACCCCGAAAAGAACUACUCCAUGUUCAUGGCGCACAUGGAAGUCCAGCAAAUUUACGUCAUGGUGGCCGCAACUCCGGGUACUCAAGACUACUUUGGCAGUUACCGGUGGUCCCCCAUUGCCAAGGCGUCGCCUCCAGGCGGCAACCCGUCGUGCUACCCGUCGUACUUGCUGCACUAUGGCAAAAGCGUUGCCAAAGCAUUUGCCCCGUACAACCACACAUUGGGUUUAGUCAUGGCCAACGAAGUCAUGCAGGCAUCGCUGAUUGCCGCGCCGUGCGUCAAGCAGUACGUGGCCGACCUGAAGAACUGGAUGCGAUCCAAGCAUGACCGCAUGCGUCUGUUGCCGCUAGCGUACGCCGCCGCCGACGGCGCCUAUGUUGGGGAAAAGGGUCAAACCGACAAGCCCAAAACGCUCGUGGAUGCCAACGAGUUUGCCACGGCCAAGAUUCAAGGGCUCCUUUGCGGCGACAAGAUGGUGAACGGCCAAAUGCAGUCAAGCAUCGACAUCUACCUCGUCAACGAGUAUCGGUGGUGCCCGGGGUCCAAGUACUCUGACACGUACGCCCACCUGCUAGCGAUGGCAUCUGGCGUGCCCAUCGUGAUGGGAUUGGGCGAAUACGGUUGUGACAAGAAUCCUCCCAGGGACUUUGCCAUGAUCCCGUACCUCUUUGGGGACUCAACGACAUCGCAGGGGUUCUCGGACGUGUACUCUGGGGGGUUUGUCUAUUCGUUUGGGGAAGCCAACUUGGGAACGGGCACGUUCUUUCCCCUCUUUGUCGGGGGCGACAUCGCGAUUACGGGGAAACCUGGCAAGACCGCGACCCCUGCCUACGAGAACCUGGUCAAGCAGUUCAAGGCGAACCCGCCCUUGAAAGAAUACGCACAUGCGACGUGGGAUGCCGCCAACUUGACGGACCGAUGCACGUGGGUGCCACCUCCCGCGACCAAGACGUCCACCAGCAACAAGCGCGCCACCGCCCAGGGCUGGAUCGUCCAAGAAUGCACAGCCGUGAAGGUUGUGCCUUCGGACGUAUGGACGACGGACUCCCGCGAAGGCGUGGCGUGCUCGAACGACGGUGCCCCAUGUGAUGUCGCGGUCGCCAAGACGGUGGCACUGUCCCAGCAAAGCCUCUGCGGCGGCCUCUUGGUCAGCGGAAGCAACUGCGCCAAGGACUCGGACUGCGGAGCGUCGGGCACGUGCACGGACGGGCAGUGCAAAUGCCAAGGCUGCUUCACCGGCGCCGGCUGCCAGAUCGCCAUCAACGACGAAGAGGUGUGCUCCAGCUCCACCGCCAAACCUCCGCUAUCAAAAGAUGGGUCGUCGACCCCAAAGCCCAACUCCGCCAUCGGCAUCGGCAGUACUUCGGCCGUGCUAGCACUGGCCAUGGUCGUUGUAGGCGCGAUUUGUUAGGAACGAAGGACUAUAACGAACGUCACACGAGUGCCAACGAUUGAAGUUGGAUACAGUAUGCGGGUUCACAAUGCACGUUGGUUAGGAAUAUGCCUACACUACA